AUGGCAGAACAACAGCGAAAAAUCGAACUCCAAUCACCAGAUGAUCUUCAGUAUCUCGUUGUAAAUGUGAAGCGCGUGGCGAAGGAAAUGAUCGAUAGGGAUUUACCGCCGAUUGAGGGGGAGGAUGCGAUGAGGACUUUGGUGGAAGAGAUUGUUUCUGAGUAUAUACAGAAAACCUUCAACACUGCCUCCCCCAGCAUCUCCAUAAACGGUAUGUCGCCCCCGCGCAAACUUCUCGAUCAGACCCAUACCGAAAAAGAUAUAAUAGAGGAACGCGAAGAACAUGAGCCGUUCGAUGGACAAUUGUGGGAGAAAGCAAAGGCACUAGCGAUUCGGGAGGAGGAAUUGGUGGAGCAGGUGGCGGCGCUGAGGAGGAAUGUGCCGGGAGUGGUGGUUGAGAGGGAAGGGGGGUGGAAGAGGGGGGUAGAGGGGGAGGAGAUGGAGAUAGAGGGGUGGAGGGAGAAAUUGGGGGAGGAUGAUGAUGAUGAUGAUGGUGGGGGGUUAGAUCUGGGGUUGCAGUGGAAUGAGAGGCAAGUGCAGGUAGAGGGCGAUUGGGAGAGGGGGAUUACUGGAUUGCAGGGGUUGAAGAGAGGGUUGCCGGAGGUGGGGGCGAGGAGGGAGAGGGUUGGGAGGGCGGAGGAAUAUGUUAGGGGGACGGGGAGGAAAGGUUAG
Sclerotinia borealis F-4128 is the source of this 672-nucleotide messenger RNA. NCBI's taxonomy places the organism in Eukaryota, Fungi, Ascomycota, Leotiomycetes, Helotiales, Sclerotiniaceae. The record is from the annotation of a GenBank genome assembly.